Linum tenue is the source of this 1686-nucleotide messenger RNA. Lineage: Eukaryota; Viridiplantae; Streptophyta; Magnoliopsida; Malpighiales; Linaceae. The record is from the annotation of a GenBank genome assembly.
CGCCCCAUGCCAUCAUCAAUCAGGCCCUAACUAACAAGCCAACGACAACGACCACCACUUCUCUUGUCUCGUCUCUGCCCCCAGCCCCCUGCGCUCCACAGCUCAAACUAGUGUUCACUUUCAUUUCCCUCCGACAGCGGCGACGAAAAGGGAAUCCGAAAGCUGACAUAUAGCGGGCGCAGUCGGCGAGGUCAUCCGAAGCAUCACUUGAAGCCAAGAACAAUGGGUUUCUUUUCGUUCCUCGGUAGAGUCCUCUUCGCCUCCCUCUUCAUCCUCUCCGCCUGGCAAAUGUACUCUCCCUCUCUUUCUGUUCAUUUUUCAGAUCUAUUGUUCGUCGAUUCUCUUUUGGAUUAUGAUCUGGAUCGCCCUGUUUCAAUUCUUCUUGAAAUGUUGAAUUUGUUUCCAUAUGUGGUGUACUGUUGCAUUUAAGGGAUUCAGGGGAUUCUCGUUUGUUUACAUCGUUUCCCCUUUUCUAGAAAUAGGAAUGAACGCAUAUUUGUCAUUACCUGGAACAGCUGACGAUCCUCAGCUGGGGUUGGUUCUUUAGGCUCUCUUUUUCACUCGCCUGCUUAGAUUAUUGUUGUGGCCUCUGUAGUGGCGAUAUCUGGUUAAUUUGUUUCUGAAAAGCUAGUGUAUCAAUGUGAAAUCGUGCCAUGAUCGUGAUGGCUUGCAACAUUCCGAUUUGAUCUCAAAGGUUGGAUCUUGGAAACUGAAUGGUUGUGACCCAUAUUGAUUUCAGUGGUCAUAAUCUGUCUUUGUUUCUUCGAUGUGAUCUGGUGUUCUGAUAUCUGCAAGUGUGGUAGUCAAUUUAGAUGUGAAACUAGAGAGCCUAGCUUGGUUUAUGUUUGUACUGGAUUUGCUAACUCAGCUGUUGCUUAAUCUACUAGUGCCUUGGUAAUGUGAAUCAGUUUGAGUUUUCGAAACGUCUCCUAUUUGGAUUGUCGUGGGUUUGAAGAAUGACAUUUUGGGGUGUGUAUUUUACCGGAUUAGGUUCAAUGAAUUUGGGGAAGAUGGUGGCCCUGCUGCUCAAGAAUACAUGUCGAAGCUUUCCGUGGUGAAGCACCAUCUUGCAACUACAUUGGCUGUCAAAAUGCCAGAUAUUGAUGCUAGGCACGUUGUUGCUGUUAACAUGGUUCUCAAGGGGCUCGGAGGCUUCCUCUUUGUGUUUGGUACACCAUUUGGUGCUUAUCUCUUGAUAUUCUACUUGGCUGUUAAUGCCCCAAUUCUCUACGACUUCUACAACUACCGUAGGGGCGAGAUUGAGUACUUGAUUCUCUUGAAUGAGUUCUUGCAGAGUGUAGCUCUUUUUGGCGCAUUGCUGAUCUUCGUGGGGAUGAAGAACUUUAUCCCGAGGAGACAGAUCAAGAAGAAGGCAGCUCCCAAGGCCAAAGUUGGUUAAGGCACACAUCAAGAAACUCAUCGUAUCUGAAGCUCCUGAACAUUAUAUUUAGAAGAUUAGAGUGCCUGUAGUUCUUUGGUUAUUUUUUGUGCUCUUCUCUGAUUUCCACACAUUGUAGGCUUUUUCAGUCAUUCUCCAGCAGACUCAAGAACAAUAGUGUCUCUCUUUUCCUAACGAGAAUGCAUAAUUUUUUUGAACCCCAGAUAACUUAUCAUUGCCAAUGUACUUGCAUCUUUCUGUAACCCAGAUAACUAAUAAUUAUCCUUUCAAACAAAUACAAUCACGAG